Molecule: messenger RNA, 639 nt
Organism: Racocetra persica
Lineage: Eukaryota; Fungi; Glomeromycota; Glomeromycetes; Diversisporales; Gigasporaceae
Source: the annotation of a GenBank genome assembly
AUGAAUAACUUUACAUCAAUAGGAAAAAAGAUAGUUGCUAUUGGUCGUAAUUUUAGCGAUCAUGCUAAAGAACUUGGUAAUACAGUACCCACAUCCCCCUUCUUUUUUCUUAAACCAACUUCUUCAUAUUUACUGCAAGGUGGUAGUGUGGAAGUACCAAAAGGUUCCGAAGUUCAUCAUGAAGUCGAAUUGGGUGUCGUCAUUGGAAAGAAUGGUCGUGAUAUUACAGCCAAUGAGGCACCUGAUUAUAUUGCUGGCAAGUCAAAUCAAACUGAAGCAAUAAAAAAAGGGCUUCCAUGGAGUGCGGCAAAGGGAUUCGAUACAUUUACCCCUAUUGGAGAUUUUAUUCCAAAAGAUUUGAUCAAAGAUCCUUCAAAUGUUAAUUUAUGGCUCAAGGUUAAUGAUCAAAUGAAACAAAAUGGGUCGACAAAAGAUAUGGUCUUUAAAAUUCCAACAUUGAUCGAACAUAUUAGUUCGAUCAUGAGACUUGAAAAGGGUGAUUUGAUCUUAACAGGCACACCAUCAGGAGUUGGUCCAAUUUUUGCUGGUGAUGUUAUGAUUGCAGGAUUAAAUGUGGGUGAUAAGACCUUAUCACAGGUCGAGUUUCCUGUUGUACAAAGAAAUAAACCUAAUAAAUAG